Scaptodrosophila lebanonensis is the source of this 1303-nucleotide messenger RNA. RefSeq lists its product as uncharacterized. The transcript has 7 exons. The record is from RefSeq and is a predicted model, not a curated record. Lineage: Eukaryota; Metazoa; Arthropoda; Insecta; Diptera; Drosophilidae. The coding region runs from base 170 to 1303 and encodes 377 amino acids.
AACAAAAUUGACAGUUAUUGGCCAAUAGAUAUUUAUCAGGCGCACACGAAUCGGGCCAAAACCAAACCAACAGACGGAAGUGGCCAGACAAAGAGCAGCAUAAAUAAAUAAAAAGUAGACUAUACACAACAUAUACAUAUAUACAGAUAUAUAUAUACAGAUAUUGGCCAUGGAAGUGCGGCUGCAGCCAACUAAAAAUUGCAAAGCUUCUGAGCAGAAAAAUCAAAUGCAAAUGCCGAUGCCGAUGGCAGCACAGUUAUGUGGGCGUUGGCGUGGGCGUGGCCAGAGUCAGCCAACGAGCUGCAUGUGCCUGAUGGCCAUGAUGCUGCUAUUGUUACUGGUGCCGGAUCUCAUUGUGGCCCUCAAGGAUGUGUCCGUAAUGAUACCGCAGGCAGUUAAGCGAGGCAGUAAUGCGCUGCUCACCUGUAAUUACGAUAUGGAAAACGACACUCUCUACUCUGUGAAAUGGUACAAGGGGAAGCGUGAAUUUUAUCGCUAUACACCAAAGGAGAAUCCGGCAAUGAAAGUUUUCGCCAUGACAAGUGGACUCAAUGUGGAGCGCAACCUCUCGAAUCAAAGUCAUGUCGUGCUGCAGUCGGUGCCGCUGAAUAUUUCGGGAAAAUUUACAUGCGAAAUAUCCGUGGAAGCGCCUACAUUUCAAACAGCAAUGGUGUCCGGCGAAAUGGAGGUGGUAGAAUUGCCGGAAGAGCACACAAUGGUUACCGGCAUUCAGGCCCGCUAUCGCAUUGGCGAUUUGGUCGACGGCAAUUGCUCAAUUAAAUACUCGAAACCGGCUGCUAAUUUGACAUGGACUAUUAAUGGUAUUGUGGUGCCUCCCCAUCACAUCAAAACGUAUCAAAUCGAGAAGCACGAGAACAGCUCGCUGGAGUCUGUGAUGAGUGCGAUACAUUUUAUGGUCACCACGCAACAUUUUCUCAAGGGACAGAUGAGACUCAAGUGCACGGCCAACAUAUUUUACAUUUUUAAGGAGGAAAUCGAGAGCGUUAUCGAAGAAGAUCGUCCGCGGAUUAUGGCAUCGGGCAGGUCCUAUGACAUCAACAAUUACCCACUGGAUGAGCAUACGAAUGGGGAGCGUGGCUUUGAUGAUCACAACGAAUCCUAUUUGACUUACUACUCGGGCCCUGCAGUGGCUGGGGAGCAACUAAAAGCUGAAUGGGAUCAGUUGAGCAAAUACUCUAGAUGCAAAGGCGAAUUGCACAAUCUGGAUAAAAGCCUCAGCAAAAUAUCAAAUCCAGCACCGCUCGAAGCGUUACACUGGAAAGAGCUACGAAGAAGAUUUUAG